AUGAGCUUCUUUGACGUCUCAGCAAUCUCUUCGGAGAGCAGCAGUCAGUCGGACAAUAGCAGCAAGGUGGAUGACCGGAUCAAACUCACGUACGCUGAAACAGUGGUUUCUUUGGCAACUGCUGUUGGCCUCGUGAUCAUUGUUUUGCUGGAUCUUCUUUAUCGAAGCACCUCCCGUCAUGCAAUGCUUCUCAGAGUUCAACGCGAAACGCGUUUUGACGGCGCGUAUAUUCUUGGUAAACCGGAAGGAAACCGUGCGCGAAUCAUUUUGGAAAACGGGUUGAAGACACACGAGUUUCGUAUUCGCCACCCUCCUCAGUACUCACGAGUGGUGCCAGCUGUCGUCUCGGAUUCGCGCGACGCAAAGCAGGACUGUGUUGAGAUGCUUAGCAAAGUACGUUCAAUACUAUCUAAGUCGUACGGAAGAUGCGCGGAAUUGAUGUCCAUGCGCUGCUGCCUUGCCUGUGUCACAGGCGCUCUUCCAGGUGAGCAGUCGGAGCGGUUUCUUCGAAUAUAUGAAAGGGUCAUGUUUUGCUCACACCGGGUGAACGGAGACGAGAAGCUUGUCACAUCAGAUGAUAUACGCUACAUGCAUGCCUUUUACUAUAAUAAUGUACUCAAAGUUCUGCAAUGA
Molecule: messenger RNA, 633 nt
Organism: Leishmania mexicana MHOM/GT/2001/U1103
Lineage: Eukaryota; Euglenozoa; Kinetoplastea; Trypanosomatida; Trypanosomatidae
Exons: 1
Coding region: 1-633 (210 amino acids)
Source: RefSeq, a predicted model, not a curated record